GAUAGAGAGAAAAGAGAGAGAGAGAGAGAGAGAGAAGAAAGAGUGAGAGAGGAAGCGAGGCAGGGACGCAGAACGGGACGCGAACGAGAGUCCAACGCGGAACGCCGUCGAGUCGCUACUCGCCAGUCACGAAAAGAUAUACGAUCGGAGUCAUCGGUGGCUGGUUUUUCCCGCCGGAUUUUCGCGAGCGAACUGGCGCCAGCAGCUGUCCGAGGCAAGUCGUGAGUCGUCCAGCAAAGACGACGGUCGGUCGGAUGUGUCGCUAGUGUGUAUAUACGUCACGCACGUGCAGUACCGAGAUCCGUCGUCUCUGUAGUGUGUGCGUACAUACAAGCGUGCGUGCGUGCGUCGUGUGUCGUGCGGGCGUGCGUGCUCUUAAUCCGGUGUGUCUCGAAAAACGUAAGUAAAGUAUUACCGAGACCGCGUGCAGAUAUCAGUAGCCUGAGUGCGCGUGAGUGACGGUGAACGCGGAGGCGAGAAGAGGAUAGCGGCGGCAGAGGACCGUAGCCGAGAAGGAAGAGGAGAUAAAGAUGAGCAAGACGUGUGCUCGCUGCGAGAAGACGGUCUACCCGAUCGAGGAGCUCAAGUGCCUCGACAAGAUAUGGCACAAGCAAUGUUUCAAGUGUCAGGGCUGCGGUAUGACCCUGAAUAUGCGGACGUACAAGGGUUUCAACAAACAGCCAUAUUGCGAGGCGCACAUACCAAAAGCCAAAGCUACGACGAUGGCAGAGACACCGGAGCUGAAGCGUAUCGCGGAGAACACGAAGAUACAGAGUAACGUUAAGUAUCAUGCAGAAUUUGAAAAGGCGAAGGGGAAGUUUACGCAAGUGGCGGACGAUCCGGAGACUCUCAGAAUUAAGCAGAAUAGCAAGAUCAUCUCGAAUGUCGCUUAUCACGGCGAGCUUGAGAAGAAGGCGAUCAUGGAGCAAAAGAGGACAAUGACCGGAGAAAACGGCGAGCAAAUAGAGUACGUAGAGUACACAGACGGUACGAUCGCACCUGCGUCGAGCAUAAACGCCAAUCCGCCGCCUACAAGGACGGCGAAUUCGCCGGUACAGAGGACACCAGGUAGGAUCGCCGAUUACGAUCCCCUUAGCGAAACGAGGCCGAGUCCCUAUUCCGCAAGGCAAGCUGCUACCACAGUCAUUUAUACGAGCGACAAGGGACCAGUGACGAAUCCACCGACACGAAAAAUCGGCUCGGUUGCUGACAUCGAUCCAGUAAAUGAAUAUUACGGAUCGUUAACGCCGGCUACAACGAUAAACAAUAAUCAACAUCAACAUCAACCUCAACAUCAAUCACCGCCACCGCCCUCCAACGUCGGAAGAGUGUACAGAGCAAUGUAUGACUACGAAGCGCAAGAUCUCGACGAGGUGAGCUUCUGCGAUGGUGAUCUAAUUGUCAACUGCACAGCUGUUGAUGAGGGUUGGAUGACUGGAUUGGUGCAGCGUACGGGACGACACGGCAUGCUACCCGCUAAUUAUGUCGAACCGGCGCAGAUUUAAAUGUUCUUUCAUGUCGAGCUUCCAUUUGCUAACUGUUGCCGCCACUUCGAUCAGAGCGCUUAAUUAAGGCGCGCUUUGCCGAAGAAAGAGACGAAAAAAAAUUACGUGAUACAAUACUCGAAAUAGCGCUUCUACUCAGCUCUUAUUAUUCGGCUGAAAUAAAGUUUGAUCGAAACGGCGCACUGUCAUCUUAGAAAAUCAGAUAAUUAGAUAUUUUAACUACUAAAGACUUUUAUUAAGAAUCUUGAUAUUUUGAUAUAAAUUUGAAAUUUUAUCUUAAUAUCAAUUGAUUGAUCAUCAUGACAUAUAUUUGGAUAAAAUAUUCCAAAAUAUGUUGAUAAAAGAAAUAGAAUAUCAAAAUUAAUUUUAUAAAUACUCAGAGACAUAUUUCAUGAGUAUCCAAGUUGAGUAUUCUCGGCUUCUAGAUGACAAUAUAUAGCUUCAUAUGUUAGAAUUCCAUGAUGGGACCAAACACACACUGCGAUAAAUUGUGUCGAUUACAAUUAAAAUUCUGACAGCUUGUGAAGCGACAUAAGCCUUGACCAACAAUUAAAACGAAUUAAGUAUAAGAUAUAUCUUCCAUGAAUGCAGUUUUCUGUAAAGCGUCAUUUACUUUUCUUUUUGCUAUCACGUACAGUUAUUAUUAUUAUUAUUAUUAUUCCUCCGUUUUGAUGUCUUUUUAGAGUUUACAUU
Mycetomoellerius zeteki is the source of this 2198-nucleotide messenger RNA. RefSeq names its product LIM and SH3 domain protein Lasp. The coding region runs from base 531 to 1505 and encodes 324 amino acids. Gene Ontology annotation, molecular function: actin filament binding. The record is from RefSeq and is a predicted model, not a curated record. The transcript is spliced from 7 exons. Gene Ontology annotation, cellular component: focal adhesion. Lineage: Eukaryota; Metazoa; Arthropoda; Insecta; Hymenoptera; Formicidae.